Molecule: messenger RNA, 1841 nt
Organism: Phalaenopsis equestris
Lineage: Eukaryota; Viridiplantae; Streptophyta; Magnoliopsida; Asparagales; Orchidaceae
Product: ABC transporter B family member 29, chloroplastic-like
Exons: 11
Coding region: 54-1634 (526 amino acids)
Biological process (GO): transmembrane transport
Cellular component (GO): membrane
Molecular function (GO): ABC-type transporter activity; ATP hydrolysis activity; ATP binding
Source: RefSeq, a predicted model, not a curated record
UGCCGCAUAGACCCACCAUUUCAAAGCGUGCACCUUCAACUGCUCCGGCGGCCAUGGCACAGCUCUUCUUUGCAACUCCUCGUGUGAACUCUCUUCAUUUCCUUCCUUCCUCUUCCAAAUCUCUACCCCUCCUUUUCUCCGUUAAACCCUCUCAUUUUUCCUCCUCGUCCCCCAACCUCUAUCACCUCGUUUCCUUCCGCUUCUCUCCCCAGGCUCCACGCUUCUCCUCCUCCUCUUUCGAUCAAAUCAAACCUCAUCUCCAAUCCGAAUGGGAGCCCAUUCUCAAGGGAUGGAUCUGCAGCGCCGUCUCCGUUUGCUGCCUCUCCGUCGCCGUUCCCAAGGCUGGGAAAAUACCCUCGAUCUUGACGGAGGGCGGUUCCGACCGGAUGGGAGUUCCAAUCUUGUUACUUCUCAUUGGCUACCUUGGUGAAAGGCUUCAGGGCAUAUCGAGAAAGGCACAGAUAACUUCUGCUAAGCUUUCUUCCUACCUUAAUGAGGUAAUUCCAUUGAUGCUCGUUGUGAGGGCCAACAAUGGAGAGCUGAAGGAGAACCUGCAUUUCUAUAGGCUUGCCCAUGAUGAUCUGAUAGCUCGUAUUGGAAAGAAGAAGAUGAAGGCAUUUAUACCUCAGAUUGUGCAGAUCCUGUGUAUAGGAGGUUUGAUAGUUCUUCAUGCUAUUUCGAUGAUUGCUUCAAAGGGUUCAAUGGAUGGAUCAAGACUUCUUUCAUUUACAAUGUCACUAGCGCUUCUGAUCGAUCCUAUCCAGGGCAUGGGAAAGGCAUUCAAUGAGUUAAAAGAAGGGGAACCAGCUGUUGAGCGCUUGUUUGACCUGGCACAAUUCCACAACAAAGUGGUUGAGAAACCAAAUGCGCUUGAUUUAUGUGAUGUCACUGGGGACAUAAAAUUUUCUGGUGUUACGUUUAGAUAUGGGGAUAAUAUGCCUCUUAUUUUAAAUGAAAUGGAUCUCCAUAUCGAACCUGGUGAAAGUGUUGCUUUUAUCGGUCCAUCUGGAGGAGGAAAAACAACUAUCGUAAAAUUGUUGCUUCGGUUGUAUGAUCCUCUUUAUGGUGAAAUAUUUCUUGACGAUCAUAAUAUCCAGGAGCUAAAAUUGAGAAAUAUAAGGGAGCACAUGGUUCUGGUUCCUCAGGAUACAAUGCUAUUUUCAGGUACAGUAGCAGAGAAUAUUGGGUAUAAGGAUGGUUCAAACAGACUCGACAAUAAAUGCGUUGAGAAUGCUGCGAGGAUAGCCAAUGCGGAUGAGUUCAUUAGAGAACUUCCACAUGGCUACCAUACCAAUAUUGGGCCAAGGGGAUCUCUUUUAAGUGGCGGUCAAAGGCAGAGGAUCGCCAUAGCUAGAGCACUAUAUCGCAAAUCCUCAAUACUGAUCUUAGAUGAAGCAACUUCUGCACUGGACAGCAGAUCUGAGCUAUUGGUCAGGCAAGCCCUGGAGCGUCUGAUGGAAAACCACACUGUUCUCAUUAUUGCACAUAGAAUUGAGACGAUGAUGACGGCCGACAGGGUUCUCCUGGUUGAAGGAGGAAAGGUGGAGGAGGUCCCAAAAUCAUCCCUACUCUCCCCAGAUGGUCAUUUAGCAUCCAUUCUUAACUCUUCUGCAGAUACAGGAGCAAAUUUUUGAUCAACCAGACCAACUAUUUGUGUCCUUAAUGCACAAGGGGGGCUGAUAGACAGGGCAGUAUUGAUCGCUGCGACGGGCCCGUGGCUUAUGCAGCUGACUCGAAUGUUCAUAAAAGUGCACCUAAUGUUACAUUUUUUAUCUUAUCUGCUAUUUAAAGCUUUUAUCUAUUAUUGAAGGCCGUGGCCGUGAAAUUUUUAAAUUGUUAAA